Perkinsus marinus ATCC 50983 is the source of this 1089-nucleotide messenger RNA. Its product is annotated as ATP-binding cassette transporter, putative. The record is from RefSeq and is a predicted model, not a curated record. NCBI's taxonomy places the organism in Eukaryota, Perkinsozoa, Perkinsida, Perkinsidae. The transcript is spliced from 3 exons. Gene Ontology annotation, molecular function: ATP binding; ATP hydrolysis activity; ABC-type transporter activity. The annotation marks the transcript as partial.
AAGUUGUUGUUACUUAUAAGGUCAUGGCUUCUCAAUUCUCAACUGCAUUUUCGGAAGACAGCACCGUUGGUCUGCAGAAAUUCCGAUCGCUCUCCGUUAGCGGGUCCAAAAUGAAUGGUGCGACUCUGGAGUGGACUAAUGUCAACUUUGGUAUAAAAGACAAAAAGGUUCUCAUUGACUGCACUGGAAUGGUGCGUCCAGGAGAGCUCACAGCUGUUCUUGGUCCCUCCGGCUCUGGCAAGUCCACAUUGAUGAACGUUUUGGGUGGACGGCAGAGCCUACGUGGGAACGGCAGAACUUUUGACGGUGAAAUCUCCUUCAACGGCAAGGUUCAAGAUCCUCUCAAUUUCCGAAGUCACAUAGCGUAUGUCAUGCAAGAUGAUCAUCUUACGGCCACUGCUACCCCGAGGGAGAUCUUGGAGAUGUCAGCCCGUCUGAGGAUGCAUGAUCAGAGCGAGGCUGAAGUCAAAGCUUUGGUCACGGAUCUCCUAGAUUCGUUGCAGUUGACUUCGUGUGAAAAUACCGUGGUGGGUAACGACGUGAUCAGAGGCAUUUCCGGCGGCGAGCGAAAGCGCACGUCGGUUGGGAUGGAGCUCAUCUCCAAGCCGCAGAUGAUAUUCCUUGACGAACCUCUCUCUGGCCUCGAUUCUUAUGCUGCUGUAACUACUAUGAAAGUUCUCAAGGACCUGGCUCGGUCAGGUGUAGCCGUGAUGGUAACAGUCCAUCAACCGUCAAGUGAGAUAUACUCUAUGUUUGAUAACAUUCUGGUUAUUUCUAGCGGUAGAAUGGUGUACUUGGGCCCGACUACUGAUCUCGAGACCUUCAUCGAGGAUACUGCACACAAGGAAUGCCCAUCAGACAGCAACCCUGCUGACUUCGUUCUCUCUGAGCUCCAGACUGCUCCGAUGGAAGAGAUAGAGAGACUUGCUGCUACCUAUAAGAAGAGGGCCGAAGCCGAAAUUAUGCCUAGGAUCGAAGAGUCUCGAGCUAAGGGUGUUCAGGCUCCACCGCUCAAGGCGAUGUCGAGGCCAGCUAGUAUGUCACUGCAAAUGAAAGAGCUUUUCCUCCGUGACGCCAGGGACAUGAUCC